Ostrea edulis (European flat oyster) is the source of this 2598-nucleotide messenger RNA. Its product is annotated as E3 ubiquitin-protein ligase TRIM71-like. Gene Ontology annotation, biological process: positive regulation of DNA-templated transcription. Gene Ontology annotation, cellular component: nucleoplasm; chromatin. Bases 148 to 1809 code for a protein of 553 amino acids. Gene Ontology annotation, molecular function: zinc ion binding; ubiquitin-protein transferase activity. The record is from RefSeq and is a predicted model, not a curated record. The transcript is spliced from 2 exons. NCBI's taxonomy places the organism in Eukaryota, Metazoa, Mollusca, Bivalvia, Ostreida, Ostreidae.
AUAAAUCUAAUUGAAGCGCCCUCUGGUGAAAGAAUGUUAGCAAAUUUAUACGGACUAAGGACAUGAUAGACAGGCUACUGAAUAACUUUGGUUGCAGGGGGCAGUUGUUUCCCUGAAAUAUUUUGAAUAUUUAGAGUACCUGUAGCCAUGGACCCCCACCACAGUGCCCAAGAUGUCGUCCGAUGUGACCUUUGUGAAACAGCUAUAGUACAGAUGUACUGUGAUUUCUGCCAUGUCAACUUGUGCUUUGCCUGUAUAGGAAAACACAUUGCUGAUGACUAUCAAAAACACAUAGUGGUACCAUUCCAAAACCGAAAAUCUACCUUGAUCUAUCCAAAGUGUAGUACACAUCAAAACAAAGUCUGUGAAUUCCUUUGUAAGGAAUGUGACAUGUCUGUCUGUUCAAUGUGUACUAUAUCUGCAGACAAACACAAGGGUCAUACAUUUUCAAUUCUUUAUGAAAUCUACAAUGAAAGAAAAGCAGACAUUACAAAAGAUUCAGAGGAGAUAGAAAAUAUUAUUUCUGCAACAUAUGAAGAAAUGGCCACUGAUUUAGAAACUCAAAUAGCUAACUUGGAUGGAGAAUAUGUGAAAUUCACAACAGUAGUCACAAAACAUGGAGAGGAAUGGCACAAAGAAAUUGACAAUGCCAUCAACAAAAUGAAAAACGAAAUAGAAGAGAUGAAAAUCAAACACCUGGAAAUUCUGAAGAAACAUUUGGAUGAAAUUAAGCAGAUACAGUCCCUUAUUGAGCAAUCACUGAUUACUCUGAAGGAAAUGGAGGAAUCCAAUGAAGUGUCUGUGACCAUGGAAUACAGAUCCAAAAACAAAGAAUUCAGAAAACUUCCUCCCAAAGUCCGAGUCUCACUGCCUACAUUUAGUCCGAUAGACAGUGAACAGCUUUACAAGUCACUGGGAUCUUUGAUACCAUUAUCAUUUACCACAGAUGAAAAUGCUGACACAAUGAAGAAAAGAGAAACCUCACCCAAAGAACUGAUGGACGAACCAAAGCUUGUCACUACAAUAAAUACUGGGUAUAAAUACCUCUGCAAUGUUACCUGUCUGAGUGAAGAAGCAUUCUGGACAUGUGCAGAAGUCAGUGAUAUGAAAUGCUUUAAUGUUAAAGGUAAAGUUAUCAAUGCAAUCAAAACAAAAUCAGGGGAACGGUCAGGUGAUAUAGCAGUGACAAGUGAUGGGAAUCUAGUGUACUGUGACCAGAAAACAAAGACUGUUAAUAAAGUGAAGAGUGGACAGAUAGAGGAGGUGAUCAGACUACAGGGCUGGACUCCUCUCAAACUCUGUGUCACCUCCUCUGGAGAUCUCCUGGUUACCAUGUGCAGUGAUGAUCAAACACCAUCCAAAGUUGUUCGUUACUCGGGUUCCACAGAGAAACAAACAAUCCUGUAUGAUGAUGAGGGGAAGCCUCUAUAUUCAGGAAGUCCUACAAUUAAACACAUCAGUGAAAACAGAAAUCUGGAUAUCUGUGUGGCUGACUGUGGAGCUGGUGCAGUAGUGGUGGUCAAACAGACUGGAAAACUUCGAUUCAGAUACACUGGUCAUUCUUCCACUACCAAAAACAAAGCAUUCCAACCCUUGGGAAUCACAACAGACAGUCAGAGUCAGAUCCUGACAGUGGACCCUUAUAAUCACUGUAUCCACAUCCUGGACCAGAAUGGACAGUUCCUCCGCUAUAUAGAUCACUGUAAUCUGAAGUAUCCAUGGGGUUUAUGUGUGGACAAAAGUGACAACUUGUUUGUUACUGAGUAUUAUUAUAGUGGAAAUGUGAAGAAAAUCAAUUAUUUACAAUAAAUACUAUUAUUUAUAUCUACAGUAAUAUCCUUGAAAUCUCAGUGUUGAAAAUAUCGCUCUCAGAAUGUAGUAAAUAUUCUUGGACUAAUUCAAAGACCCAUUGGACAUCCUGUAUAUAUAUAAAGUUUUGAAUUCCAACUGAAUUUUAAGUAUUUCUGAUAUUUUUCAGCAACCAGGAUGCAGUAAUAUGCAUCUUUUAAGGUUUUCAAUGUAUAAAGGAAGGAUAAUGAAAAUUUUUGAUUGAUUGAUUGAUUAUGGUUUUAUGCCGUUUUGGCAGAGGAAAUUCACAUGGUUGGUAAAUGAUUAGAAGCUGACCUUUGUGGACUUGAGACUUUUUUGAAGACUUGUCUGCCUUUUGUAAAAAAAAAAAAAAAAAGAAUGAAAAGAAAAAAUCGAAUUUUCUAAAAAUGUGUUGGGUAAAUGAUUAAUUUUAUUUUAUAUUUUCAUGAAGAGAAAGUGCAUAUAACUUUCUACCAAGAGAUUUGUAUGAAAAUGCAAUAUUUUGAUAAAACAUGCUCUUCCCAAAGACAACAAUGUUAUUUUCUAAGUGAAUUUUGACAAUGGUGGGUUAUUUUUAUUUGAUGAACCCUUCAUUUUUGAUACCAUGAUUACAAAAAUCCCAUCAUCUAAUCACUAGAUAUGAAACAUGGUUGUUAUGCAGUGAAUACCUUUAUAUGGAAGCCAUAUAAUCAUUUUUUUGUCAUUAUUUGAAUAGCUGAUUGUAGCGAUUCCAUAUGCAAUAUUGUCAUUCAUUAUUGCAGAUUGCAAAUGAAUUCAUAUGUCCCAUUC